This is a messenger RNA of Chara braunii, 2728 nucleotides long. The record is from the annotation of a GenBank genome assembly. Lineage: Eukaryota; Viridiplantae; Streptophyta; Charophyceae; Charales; Characeae.
GCUAAGAUUUUUUGGUCCUUAGAUCGAGUCAGUCCUAAGUUGAGUCAAUCAAGGGUGUGAGUCUAAGUGGUGAGGAGUGGAACUGAUUUUUGGUUGUGCACCUUUCACCAUGGUUGAGACGCAUAGUGGCAAGAGCACCACCCUUUACACCCAGGCUCAGGAAGAGCAAGCCGCCGCCAUACUGCGGGAGAGAAAAGAGAACGAGACUAAGGAGUUAAUUAGACAGGCUAAGAAGUUGGUCGUGCAGGAGGAGCAGGCGGCGAAGAAGAAGAAGUUGGAGGAGGAGAUGGAAAGAUUGAAGGAGGAAGAGAAGAUGAAGGAAGUGGAAGAGAAGAAAAUUGAGGAAGAAGAAGCAAAAGAAGAACCUCAGCUCAAAAGGAGUGCGGAGAAGAGAGGUGAAACUAGUGGCACGAAGAAGGAUGCAUCAUGGUUGGAGACGAAAGUGUCGAAGUGGGUAGCUAAUUUAUCUCUGGGAGAAGAGGAAGAGGCCAUGUUAUAUGUCCCCUUAGGGAAGAAGGAAGCCGUAAUCGGGGAGUGGGAAGCGGAAAAGGACCCUCUGAGACGUCAAACUAUAGAGGAAGAGAAGAAGUUGGAAUGGAAAUUGUGUCUCACAAGGGAAAAGAAGAAAAGGAUGGAGGAGGCAAACAAGGUGGCGAGAGAGUUGGAGGUGAUAAAGGCGCAAAGAGAGGAGAUAAAGGCGCAAGAAGGCGUACAGGGAAAGUUAGAUCCAGGAAAGGAAAGGAGACUGCAGAGAGAAGCUAGGGAGAGGGGCAUACUGCUGAGGGCUAGGGCAGCAGCAGUCGAUGCUGAGAGGGCACUAGCAGCAGCCACAGCAGCAAAAGCUAGAGCCACAGCAAGGGCAGAGGAGCUAGGCAAGUUAGAAGACGCGGAGGCAACACGGGCGGCUAUGAUAACAGGAGACAAGGCAGCAGUCUAUACAGUGUAUCAAACGAAUUACCUCGGGCAGAUCAAGGCUUGCGAAAACCACUGUACAACAAAUGGAGGCACUGUUGCCACUGAAGACGACCAUUCUCGUUCCUCACCUGAUGGUGGUGCAGUCCCAGCACAAGGAAUGACACCACCUGACGCCAUUGGCUCAGCUACACAUGGACAAGGCGACAAUGAGGACCUAGUUGACCAGAUGUUCCAGUUAGAUGGCGGAGGAACAGACCCAGGACCAGCAUCGAGAAGUGCAAAGGUGCCACCAUCGCCAGUCCCGACAGAUGGACCAGUGGAUGUGAGAAGGCAAGGGCCUGGUUUGGGGAAGGGUACCAUGAAGCAGGGAUCCUCCACUGCGAAAGAGGGGCAAAAACAAGGGCCCUGUUCAGCAAGGAAGAGCUCAAAACAAGGACCUUCUGGAAGACGGAGCGUUGGAGGGGAUUCAACACCUGUGACUGGGCUGGAAUGGCACCAAGCUUAUCCUCUGGCAGAUGAAAGCUCAAGGCAUGGUGGAUCUUCUUGCGUGAAGGAGGUAGGAAAACGGAGUAUGACGCCUGAUCAUGAGUUACUGAAGCAGAGCAUUGUCGUGUGCGAUCCUACCAAAGCCAGAGCUGUUAGCACCCAAGUGCUGUUGGCAGGGCGUGAAAGGUUGAGCUCCGUGGCAAGUGAGAUCGGUGGAGAGGACCGUGACGAGGAUUGGGAGGAUGGAGGGGAGGGUGAGGAUGGGGAGAGCGCAGUUCAGUUUUGCAAGACCAUCGACGGGGGAAAGUUUGUGUGGUCAAGGGAAAGAGUGCUCACCCUCUUCAGGACCAUGCGUGAGCACUCUGUUCUGGCAACGAAAAAAAGUGGGGGUGUUACGAGUGCAAAAAAGUGGGACUAUGUUCGGGAGGUGACGAAGUUUCCCUUGACAGCAACGCAAUUGGAGAAUAAGUACCGAAACUUGCGGAAACCGUAUGUGAAAUAUUGUGAAGUAGAUGAAGAAGUCAGGAAGAAGAUCAAGACACCACCUUUCUUUGACAUUAUGGCAGAGUUCUUAGGACCACUGCCACGCAAUAAUCCUGGGCGGGGGGGUGUAGACUCCUCCGUUGCUGGCAGUGACAACGAGGAGGAGGACACACAAGUCGAGUGAAAGUCAAAAUCACCAGCAUCACAAGAAUUGCUUUUGAAACACAACCAGCAGCAGAGAGCUUCGUGAGAUGUGGGUGCGCUGCAGGAUCCGAUCUGACAGCCGCUGCUCAACUGCAGUGGCAGCAAUAGAUAGCAAGGAAGGAAGAAGAAAAUGAGAUGUAAGUCGUGUGCUCUUUCUCUUUUUGCAUAUAUGCGGGUAGCUGAUCACUGGCUUGUGGGCCUGUCACCUGGGCCAUGGAUUGGGCAGCAAUGAGAUGUGUGUCUAUUGUACAGUCGGUAUGGCUGUGUGGCUGGUUAGCAGUACAGUGGCUUGCUUGUUGAGUACAUGUUCUUGGAAUGAAAGGAGACUGCUUUUGUCGGGCGUUCAGGCCUCUGUGUUUUUUGGCAAUCUGGCAACUGGCAGGGCAGGUAUGGGGAAGGUGUGUUGCCGAGGAAAGAGUCUGAUUCACACAUUUACGAUGGAUAAAUGGAUGAGCAGGGAGACACGCUACUGGUUGAGACGAUCGGACCAUAAUGUUUUCUGCAAGUGUCGAUGUAUAAUUGUAUUAUGGUAUUUAGCAAAAAGUUUUCCACCCACAUGUGAGACUUACAGGCGGAAGGCAUCAGUCUCUGCAAUGCCCUCUCUGCUGUAAUCUGUUGCUAUGCGUUCUCAUUCCAGAUA